Cariama cristata (Red-legged seriema) is the source of this 1276-nucleotide messenger RNA. RefSeq names its product calcium-binding protein 39-like. Gene Ontology annotation, molecular function: protein serine/threonine kinase activator activity. Bases 159 to 740 code for a protein of 193 amino acids. NCBI's taxonomy places the organism in Eukaryota, Metazoa, Chordata, Aves, Cariamiformes, Cariamidae. Gene Ontology annotation, biological process: intracellular signal transduction. The transcript has 6 exons. The record is from RefSeq and is a predicted model, not a curated record.
AGGGCAAAAAGGAUGUUUCCCAGAUAUUUAACAACAUCUUGAGAAGACAAAUUGGCACACGCAGCCCUACUGUGGAAUACAUUAGUGCCCAUCCGCAUAUCCUAUUCACGCUUCUAAAAGGAUACGAAUCCCCAAAUAUUGCCUUACGCUGUGGAAUUAUGCUGAGAGAGUGCAUCCGGCAUGAACCCUUGGCCAAAAUCAUACUUUUUUCGGAACAGUUCAGAGACUUUUUUAAAUAUGUGGAAAUGUCAACGUUUGAUAUAGCUUCUGAUGCCUUUGCUACAUUCAAGGACUUGUUAACACGACACAAAUUGUUGGUAGCAGAAUUUCUGGAACAAAAUUAUGAUGUGAUCUUCGAGGAUUAUGAAAAACUCCUUCAUUCUGAGAAUUACGUAACAAAGAGACAAUCUUUGAAGUUGCUGGGUGAAUUGAUCCUGGACCGACACAACUUUGCCAUCAUGACAAAAUACAUCAGCAAACCAGAAAAUCUGAAGCUGAUGAUGAACUUGCUGCGAGAUAAAAGCCCCAACAUUCAGUUUGAAGCAUUCCACGUGUUCAAGGUUUUUGUGGCCAGUCCAAACAAAACACAGCCUAUUGUGGAGAUCCUGUUGAAAAACCAACCCAAGCUAAUUGAGUUUCUGAGCAAUUUCCAGAAAGAGAGGACGGAUGACGAACAAUUCACUGAUGAGAAGAACUACCUGAUAAAGCAAAUCCGAGACUUGAAAAAGUCAACGGCAUGAAGAACUCCUCUCGUUUUCCACUGUAGGCAUUAAUCUCAUUUGUUAAGUUCCUCUGUGUCCCUUAAACACCACAAUAGUGCUUGAGAAGGCACAGCAAGUGCCUGGUUUUUAUUUUGUCUUUAUUCCUAGAUGUCAAGAGUAUAGGGGUUUUACAUGAAAACUAAAAAAACAAAAAUCUAGAAUAAUAUAUUAUUUUUAAUCAAGACUAUAAUUAUUUAUGUCAGUUUAGAACCUCUCUGUAAUACAAGCUGGUUUGACAGAUUUUCAUUUGUGCUCAAGAAGAAUGAACCUCUUUGCUUAACUUUAUCAGCAAACUCAAGCUGUUGGGGAGUGCACGGAGUAGGUCUUCUGAGGACUGUGACAUUCCUUUGCACUUGUAGUUGUGACUUUGUUCUAGUGCUGCACACACACAAGACUGUGAAAGAGUACGUUCGCCUCUGGAGUUAGCUGCACUUAUAGAGUGGGUUCUUUAGUCAAAACAGUGGGAGAUGAAAAAGCAGUAAAGGUCACGUUUUUGCUUUAUUUUUGUGUUCUUU